AUGGCCGGCUUCGACUUCUCCAACUACAACCGAAACGCGGCUCUUCACGCCAAGGGAGCACCGCUCCCCAAGGCCACAAGCACAGGUACAACGAUUGUUGGCUGUAUAUACGACAAUGGUGUUGUGAUCGCCGCAGACACCAGAGCGACCACCGGUCCCAUAGUAGCGGACAAGAACUGCGAGAAAUUACAUUACAUUGCUCCGAAGAUCUGGUGCGCUGGUGCUGGUACAGCUGCUGACACUGAGUUCACCACUGCGUUGAUCAGCUCCAACAUCGAAUUACACUCUCUUUCGACUGGCCGACCUCCUCGAGUGAUAACCUGCAUGACUAUGUUGAAGCAACACCUUUUUCGUUACCAGGGACAUAUCGGUGCGUAUCUAGUGGUUGCGGGUGUUGACCCUACUGGUGUCGGCCUCUACACGGUACACGCGCACGGAUCAACAGACAAGCUUCCCUACGUGACUAUGGGAUCUGGUUCACUGGCCGCUAUGUCGGUCUUCGAGUCGACAUGGAAGCCCAACCUCAACAAGGAACAGGCAAUUGCCUUGGCAUCCGAAGCGAUCUUGGCUGGUAUCUUCAACGAUUUGGGGUCCGGCAGCAACGUCGAUGUGUGUGUUAUCGACAAGGACAAGCCUGCACAACUUCUAAGAAACUACAUUAAGCCCAACGAGCGUGCACGGAAGGAACGCGACUACCGCUUCCAGAAGGGUACCACGGCCUGGUUGAAUGAGCGAGUGUACACCAAGGAGGAUCUGAGGAAAUACGUUACUGUCGAAGAAAUUUCCGGCGACCCUAACCUGAUGGAAGUGGACCCUUAG
This is a messenger RNA of Aspergillus puulaauensis, 819 nucleotides long. RefSeq names its product proteasome core particle subunit beta 2 (gene pup1). The coding region runs from base 1 to 819 and encodes 272 amino acids. The transcript has 3 exons. NCBI's taxonomy places the organism in Eukaryota, Fungi, Ascomycota, Eurotiomycetes, Eurotiales, Aspergillaceae. The record is from RefSeq and is a predicted model, not a curated record. Gene Ontology annotation, molecular function: threonine-type endopeptidase activity. Gene Ontology annotation, cellular component: proteasome core complex.